UAAUGGCCGGGGUCUCCCGGCCCCGCUGCGCGGUUGUGGGGGCGCCGCUCCCCCGCUCUCGGGCCGCGGGGCGGGCCGGGCCGGGCCGGUUCCCCGGGCAACGGCGGCCGGGCGACGUCAGCGGCUGGCGGGGCCGGAGGCCCGGCGCGGGCGGGGAGCUCGGCGGGCGGGCAGCGCCUCUGCAGCCGCGGCGCGGGCCGGGGCAUGAGGCUGCGCAUGGAGCCGGCGGCGGCCGUGCCGGGCAACCUCUCCCGCGGCGGCGGCAAUGAGAGCGGCGGGGCGGCGGCGGGGUGGUCUGCGGCGGCGGGGUGGUCUGCGGCGGCGCUGGCCUCGCAGGCGCUGGCGCUGCUGCUCAUCUUCGCCCUCUCGGCGCUGGGCAACGGGGCGGUGGUGCUGGUGAUCGCCCGGCACCGGCAGCUCCGCACGGUCACCAACGCCUUCGUGUUGUCGCUGUCGCUGUCGGAGCUGCUGGGCGCCCUGCUCUGCCUGCCCCUGACCUUCCUCAGCCUCCUCAGCCGCCCGCCCGGCGCCUGGCUCUUCGGGCAGCGCCUCUGCUUGGCCAGCGCCGCCCUCCACGCUGGGCUGGGCAUCGCCGCCACCCUCACCAUGGCCCUGCUCUCCUUCGACCGCUACUGCGCCAUCGUCCGCCAGCCCCGACACAAGAUGGGCCGCCGCCGUGCCGCUCAGCUCCUGGCCGCUGUCUGGCUGGCCGCCCUGGCUCUGGCCGGACCCUGGUACGGGCUGGCGGGCGAGGGGCAGCGAGAGGCCCGGCCCGGGGCCUACCGCUGCGUCUACGUGCUGCCCUGGGGCUCCUCCCGGCUGGGCCCACCCUACGGCGCGGCCCUCAUCGUGCUCUGCUACCUCCUGCCCUUUGCCCUCAUGUGCUUCUGCCACUACAACAUCUGUCGGGCCGUGCGGCUGGCCGAGAGCCGCGUACGGCCCCUCACCACCUAUGGACACCUGCUGCGGGCCUACGGGGAGAUGCGCACAGCCACCACCGUCCUCAUCAUGAUUGUCUCCAUCAUCUGCUGCUGGGGGCCCUACUGCAUCCUGGGGCUGGCUGCUGCUGCUGGCCGCCUGCCCUUCUCGCCUACCAUGGACGCCGUAGCCAGCGGGAUGGCUUGGGCCAACGGCGCCAUCAACCCCCUCAUCUACGCUGCUCGGAACCCCAACAUCUCCGUCCUGCUGCGGCGCAGCCGUGAGGGCGGCUACAGGACUAGGAACAACGUGGCGGCCUACCUCUCAGUCUCAGCCCGCCAGCCGGAGCCCCGGAGCCGGGCUGACCGCGUCCGAGAGCGCUACGUCAACCGGCACAGUGGCCCCCCAGGCAGUGCCCCGUCCUCCUCCAGCCCAGCGAGCGGGGGAGAGGUGGCCAUGUGGGCCUGCAAGAACCCCGCUGUACUCUUCUGUCGCGAUGGGCAACCGGACACCAUCUCUGAGGCUGCCUUACAGGCCAAAGCAGACACCGUCGACACCAGCCUCUGAAGAGAUGGGGGUCCAGGAUGGAGGCAUCAGGCCCCGGGGCCGUCUCCCUGCGGAAAUGCGGAGAGCCCCGGCACUUGGAGCCCUUUGCAGCCAGACUACCAUGGAAUUGGAGAGAUGGGACUGUGUGAGCCAUGGUAUGGGUUCUCCAUUGUGUGAGCUCUGGUUUGGCGACCCAGUCUGUGAGCAGCGAGAGCUCCACAGGGAAAGGAAGGCCCCCAUUCCCUUUCAGCAGGCCUGACACACUGGUGAUAGCCGCUGAGCCCAGCCAGUGCAAGAGCUUGACUGCAAGAACAAACCAGUGUUUGCUCCAGUCCUGCAGAAAGUGCCACAGUGAAUCUAAGAGACAGACACAGAAAUACAGCCCAAACUGACUGUGUGAGCUGUUUGUUAAGUACAGUCAGCUUAAAAUACUAUGAAUAUGAGAAAUGAGAGUUCUUCAGACAGACUGAGGAAAAGGCUGUGGGUGUAGACUAUGGUAACACUGAGUUUGUGCACAAGGUGUGUGUUUUCUUUUUGAGCUCAUCUGAAGUGUCUCACAUCUCUAUAACCGUGUUUAGAAGAGCCAUGCAAGAGGGGUGAGUAUUUGAAGGGUGAGAUAAAGCAAUACCAUGUGCUCUUUGAUGCUGUUAAGCAGGUGGAAAUGUGUAUAUGCAGAGAACAGAUACUAUUGUAUUUAUGGCAGCAAUCCAUCUGCAGUAUAAUAUUUAAAAAACAGCUCUGUUUGCCAUUGAAAAAAAGGAAAAUACCACAAUGGAAGUGUGAUUGCACGGCAUAAAUUCAUAUGAAUUUGUCAGUACAAUUUUUUUUUUCUAAAGGCCUAAAGCCUUAAAUUAGUAUUUUGAAUCAGAAACUAAGAUUGGGCCUUCCUUUAUGUUUGCCAGAGUUAAAUGUGAAAGACAGGCAGUGUUUUCCUUUGUACAGGCUUUAAAAAUAUGUUACUGUUUUACCGGCUUUUUCAACUCUUUGUGACCCAAAUGAACAUACUGUCAUCAUUUUGUAAGUUAUAAGAAAUAAAUU
Messenger RNA from Grus americana (Whooping crane), 2502 nucleotides. It is a transcript of the gene GPR135, whose product is annotated as G protein-coupled receptor 135. Gene Ontology annotation, biological process: G protein-coupled receptor signaling pathway. The coding region runs from base 205 to 1485 and encodes 426 amino acids. Gene Ontology annotation, molecular function: G protein-coupled receptor activity. The transcript has 2 exons. Gene Ontology annotation, cellular component: membrane. Lineage: Eukaryota; Metazoa; Chordata; Aves; Gruiformes; Gruidae. The record is from RefSeq and is a predicted model, not a curated record.